CUCCCCGGAGAGUAUCGCUUAUAUACCACAUUUGUUGAUUCCCAACCCGCUUAUUUUCCUAUGGAAAGAUCCCUCGAUCCCAACUAGAUACACAAUGUUCCACGACCGGAUAUGGGUUCUCCAGAGACUGGAGCGUUUGAUGUACUGCUUUUAAGCAUUUCAAAGCUAGUAAACAUCAGACAUCAAUUGGGGUUUGUUCGGCUUAAAGUCUGGUGGUAAAAAGUUGGUCUUUCUUCUUCGCCGACAACACUUGAAUUAUCGUUCUACCUUCGGGGCAACUUCACUUUGGAUUAUCAAAAUGUUCAAGUUCUUUAGGAAGGGCAGACACCCAGACUCUAGAGAAGCUGAUCGUGUUAUUGAGGUCAAUGACAGAGACAAUGAGGCCCAUCAUCAUUACAAAGAUAACUUUAUUCGCACAUCCAAAUACACAAUCAUCACAUUUCUUCCCAAGAACUUGUUUGAGCAAUUUCAGAGGGUGGCCAAUAUGUACUUUCUUCUACAAGUCAUUAUCAUGAGCAUCCCUGAAAUCACUGCGCUAAAGCCUGAGUCUACAGCCGUCCCCUUAGUAUUUGUGAUAGGUUUUACUGCCAUUAAAGAUGCUUAUGAUGACAUAAGACGACAUCAAAGUGACAGAGAUGUGAAUAAUAGGAAAUCUAAAGCUCUUAUUGGUAACAGCCGUGAGGAGAUUAAAUGGAUGAAAAUCAAAUGUGGUGAUGUCUUGAAAAUUGACAACAAUGAACAAAUACCCGCGGACUUCUUAAUACUUUCUACAAGUGAAGAAAAUGGACUUUGCUACAUCGAGACAGCAGAGCUUGAUGGUGAGACCAAUCUCAAAUGCCGACAGCCUUUACCAGAUACAAAUGAAAUGGGAGAUGAUGAAGCCCUUCUUGCCAAGUUUAAAGCCACAAUAAGCUGUGAGCCACCCAACAACAUUCUGGACAAGUUCAAUGGCAAAAUUGCUUUUGACAACCAGGAGUACUCUUUAGAUAACGACAACCUCAUAUUAAGGGGCUGUGUUCUUAGGAAUACUGACUGGGUUUAUGGCACCGUGGUUUAUGCAGGACAAGACUCCAAGCUUAUGAUGAACAGCGGUGUCAGCACAUUCAAGAGGACUAACCUGGACAGGCUCUUAAACAAGCUUAUUAUCGGGAUCGCUGUUUUACUAGCCUGCAUAUGCAUCGUUUUGUCCAUCGGGACAACAAUCUGGGAAGAAUUGGUUGGCCAGAAUUUCCAAGUUUUUCUUCAAUGGCCAAACUUCUACAUGAAUAACGUGGUGUUUAUUGGCACCUGCCACUGGCCAUCCUUUAUCAUGGUGCUGAAUACCUUGAUUCCGAUAUCGCUUUACAUCAGUGUUGAAGUCAUCCGCAUGGGGCAGAGCAUCUGGAUUAACUGGGACCAAUACAUGUACUACGAAAAGAAGGAUACGCCGGCACGAGCUAGAACAACAACGUUGACUGAAGAACUAGGGCAGAUUGAAUAUAUCUUUUCUGAUAAGACUGGAACACUAACUCAGAACGUGAUGACUUUUAAGAAGUGUUCCAUACAUGGAAAGAUGUAUGGUAAGGGAGACCCAGAUGAAAAUGUCCCGGAUUCUUGUAUUAGUGAGCUCACAAUACCCGAAGAAGAUGAGCUGAGUCCUCUAGUGGAUUUCUCGAGUAAUCCAUACUAUGACGGCAAGUUCCGAUUCCACGAUAAAGCGCUGAUUGAUGACAUCGCUAACAAUUCUCAGGGUUGUCACGAGAUGAUGCGGUUGCUCGCUCUUUGUCACACCGUGAUGAUCGAUAACGCGGAAGAGGGGCUAGUGUACCAAGCCCAGUCCCCCGACGAGGCAGCUCUUGUCACCGCCGCUAGAAAUUUUGGUUUUGUGUUCAAGGAAAGAUCCCCAACCACGCUUACAAUAGUAGCCAUGGGACAGGAGGAGCAACACGAGCUGCUGGCAAUUUUGGACUUUAACAACGACAGAAAAAGAAUGUCGGUUAUUGUCCGACGAAAUGACAAGAUCAAACUUUACUGCAAAGGAGCAGAUUCGAUCAUUUACGAGCGCCUGCAUCCAUCGUGCACAAGCCUAAUGGACAAGACCACUGAAGACCUGAAUAAAUUUGCUGCGGAAGGGCUGCGUACCUUGGUGCUGGCCUACAAGGAUAUCACCCCACAGGACUACCAAGCCUGGAAAAGCAAAUAUGAUAAGGCAUGCGUUGCGAUGGAUAAUAGAGAGGAACAGGUGCAAGCGGUGUAUGAGGAGAUAGAGAAAAACUUGAUCCUUAUCGGCGCGACCGCUAUCGAAGACAAACUCCAAGAUGGGGUGCCUGAUGCUAUCGCUACUUUAGCCGCGGCAAACAUCAAGAUCUGGGUCUUAACGGGGGAUAAACCAGAAACUGCUGUGAAUAUUGGGUACUCGUGCCAGCUUCUCACGGACGACAUGACAGAGGUCUUCAUGAUCAAUGGCGAUAGCAUGGAUGCCGUGCGCGAGUCGAUCAACAUGUACAAGAGCAAAGUGCAGGCGGGCCUUGACGACAAAGCUGCACACAACAACAGUGUCUCGUUUAGGAAGGGGUCACGGGAGACUGCAAAGAGCGAUAGCGGCGUUGAGAUGAUUAGUUUGAGGGAUAACCAUGUCGGGAAUGGCGAUGAGGGUAAAACUGACGGCGGGAAUGCAGGGUUCGGACUAGUCAUCACGGGAAAGAGUCUGGUGUUCGCCCUGAACAAGCAGCUUGAACUGGAAUUCCUUGAGCUCGCCUGCAUGUGCAAAGCUGUAAUCUGUUGUCGUGUCACUCCACUGCAAAAGGCUCUCGUCGUACAGCUUGUAAAGGAUAAUAAAAAAGCCGUUACUCUAGCAAUUGGAGACGGAGCCAAUGACGUCAGCAUGAUCAAAGCUGCUCAUAUCGGCGUGGGUAUUAGUGGCCAGGAGGGAAUGCAAGCCACCCUGGCAAGCGAUUACUCGUUCGCACAGUUUAGAUACCUAGAGCGCCUGCUCCUUGUGCAUGGCCGCUGGUCGUACAUGCGCAUGUGUAAAUUUCUAAAUUACUUUUUCUACAAGAAUUUUGCAUUCACUUUGAUACAGCUUUGGUACGCGUUUUUUACUGGAUAUUCAGCACAGACAUUGUACGACGCUUGGUUUAUCUCGUUUUAUAACGUGCUCUUCACUUCGGGGCCUGUCGUUUUUCUCGCUAUAUUCGAUCAGGAUGUAAACCACGAGAACUGUAUACGAUACCCCAAGCUCUACGUCCCGGGACAGCAGAACAUCAUGUUCAACAAGAGAGUGUUCGCGUAUAGCUUAUUUUAUGGCUCACUGACCUCUCUUUGGUUAUACUUCCUCGCUUACGGAGUCCUCGGGUUCGUCACCAUAGAUUCUGUCGGCAGAGAUACCUCCAAUCUCAAGUUCUUCGGGACUGCGGUAGCGGCAACACUUGUUGUGGUUGUCAAUGUCGAGAUCAGCCUCAAGACACAGUACUGGACCUGGAUAAACCACUUCUUUACAUGGGGAAGCAUUAUCUUCUACUUCAUCUUCUACUUCAUCUACUACUCACAGUUCUUCUUUAACAGAGGACCCCAAGAGCACUACUUCGGUGUCCAAUUCCAAGUAUUUGGGAACCCUGUGUUCUGGCUUUACCUACUCAUAGCUGCUUUUGUCACUAACAUUCCCUCAAUAUGCGAGAAACUCAUACGUUCCGAGUAUAAGCCGACCUUGAGUGACGCUGUACGGCGGAAACAGCAAGGGAGAGAAAGGACGGUGUUAAAGUUGAGAGAGUUUCGCCCUCGCCUUACGAGACGUCGAAGCUCUAAGCGUACUAGCUACGCGUUCUCUCACCAGGAAGGAUUCGGGAGCAUCGUAAUGUCGCCGGCGUCUUUCUUGAGAAGGAAACUGAACGUGCGGGGAAACCAGCGAGGAGGGGGGGUAAGAGGGGUGCCUGUGUAAUGAUUUAGACCUUUAAGCAGUCAAGUAGAAGAUAUGAUAGUUGUUAAAUACUCUGACAAAUUUAGCAUAGCAUUGUCUGAAUCCAUCGAGGCUACUGGAGCGAGGUAAAACGAGGUAAAGCAAUGAAAUGGAGUAUUGGAAUAGUGUGGAAGAAGGAUGAAAAAAAGGGUGAGAAUACUACAUCAUAUUGACAAAGAGAAAAAUACAGAAAAAUACUCUCUCAACCAAAAGUUUAAAACGCCUGGACACGUAAGCACGAACCCCAAGGUCGAGGGGCAGCAUAUUCGAUAAUAUAAAGAGCCUCUUGUUCAGUUUUUUAAGAGCCUCUGCCAGCCACAUUUUGUCAUCCUAGCAAAGUACCAAGUGUGAGAAAGCAUUCAUUUUCAUCGGCUGCUUUGGGAAAGCUGUAGAAUUUGGUAAAUAAAAAAUGAGACUUUAUUUUUAGAUGGUUAUUUUGAAAUUUCCUCUCAUUAUUGGUUUAAAACAAUAACAAAUGUUUGGCUAGCCUAUUCCCGAAUUACGUCCCAUCGCUUGCAAAUCAAGACAGUGUGCUUGUCUUGAAACACUUUUUUCAUCAAAAUCUUUUUCUUGUGCUAGAUCGAAGAGUGUGGAAAUGGGCUAUUGAGCAGAGUUCGUGCUUUGAACUCUUGUAAGCAAGUACAUUUAUUCAAGUUGUUUAUAUAAUUGUGUAUAAUGGUAAUCAUACGCGUAAUACAACGCAUACGAGAUCAUUCAUAUUUUAUUACGGUGAUCUUUCUAGAUUCAGCUAUUUUUUUCUUUUAGCAAGCGUACUUAUGAUAUUCAUAUAUUUCUAAAUGGUGGAAAAUUAAAGUAAGCCUUUUACAAUAAAAAAAAAUCCGCGUACGGA
This is a messenger RNA of Nematostella vectensis (starlet sea anemone), 4784 nucleotides long. Its product is annotated as phospholipid-transporting ATPase ID. Gene Ontology annotation, biological process: phospholipid translocation; Golgi organization. The record is from RefSeq and is a predicted model, not a curated record. The transcript has 36 exons. Lineage: Eukaryota; Metazoa; Cnidaria; Anthozoa; Actiniaria; Edwardsiidae. Gene Ontology annotation, molecular function: ATP hydrolysis activity; ATP binding; ATPase-coupled intramembrane lipid carrier activity. Bases 299 to 3916 code for a protein of 1205 amino acids. Gene Ontology annotation, cellular component: plasma membrane.